Molecule: messenger RNA, 1221 nt
Organism: Uncinocarpus reesii 1704
Lineage: Eukaryota; Fungi; Ascomycota; Eurotiomycetes; Onygenales; Onygenaceae
Exons: 3
Coding region: 1-1221 (406 amino acids)
Biological process (GO): transmembrane transport
Cellular component (GO): membrane
Molecular function (GO): transmembrane transporter activity
Source: RefSeq, a predicted model, not a curated record
AUGGCGGAUACUGAUAGCAAAGGCCCUGAGGUUACAGAGUCCAUCGGAACCAGCGGGCGCGAAUCUCCUCGCACCGAAAAUGCAGGGGCCUGCGGCGAUGCGCCCUCCCGCUCCGGGACCGAUGCCAACACCCCCGACGAGCGCGCAGCCAGUGACACAGCCGGGAAAGGGUACUUUGCAUACCUUCGAACUCGGGAAUUUUAUACCGUUUUGCUUAUAGGACAGGUCCUAGCCCUUUGCAUUACGGCCACAAACACGUUUACGAAUCUGUUGGCUGGCGCUGGAACGUCGAUUCCGUCUUUUCAGACUUUGUUCAAUUACAUCCUUCUUACCUUGGUGUAUACGAGCUACACCAUCUACCGCUGUGGAUUCAAGGGCUGGAUCCAAUUGAUUCGCGAACGGUGGUGGAAAUACAUAAUUUUCGCCUUCUGCGACGUCGAGGGAAACUACUUCAUCGUCCUCGCCUACCGCUACACCACAAUCCUCAGCGCCCAACUCAUCAACUUCUGGGCCAUCGUCAUCGUCGUCCUCCUCUCCUUUUUCCUGCUCCGCGUUCGCUAUCACUGGGCCCAAUAUCUCGGUAUAAUCGUCUGCAUCGGCGGCAUGGGCGUCCUCUUCGGCUCCGACCACAUCACCGGCUCCACCGCCGGCGACUCCCGCUCAAAGGGCGACCAGAUCAAAGGCGAUCUCUUCGCCCUCCUCGGCGCAACCUUUUACGGCUUCGCCAACGUUGCCGAAGAAUACCUCGUCAGCAAGAGACCCAUGUACGAGGUCCUCGGCCAGCUGGGGCUCUAUGCCACCAUCAUCAUGGGCGUCCAGUCCGCCAUCUUCGAUCGAGAAUCCUUCCAGACCGCCGUCUGGAACAGCAAAGUAGGCGGCUAUCUCACCGGGUACACUCUCUGUCUGUUCAUAUUCUACUCCCUCGCGCCACUCUUGUUCCGCCUCGCAUCUGCGGCAUUUUUCAAUAUCAGUCUUCUCACAAGCAAUUUCUGGGGCGUCGUGAUUGGAGUCAAGGUGUUCAAGUACGCCAUCCACUGGAUGUACCCCAUUGCGUUUGUUUUGAUCAUCAUCGGGCAGUGUAUCUAUUAUCUGGGCAGGAGGGUUUGGGGAGAAGCGACGAAGCCGUGGCUAGGAAGAAAUCAGGAAAAGGGCGUGGCGGGCAUCGGCACGGCGAAGAGAAGGAUUGAAUCGAAUGCAGGAGGGGCCGCGAGUGCUGUGUGA